Messenger RNA from Sinocyclocheilus anshuiensis, 3333 nucleotides. Its product is annotated as interleukin enhancer-binding factor 3 homolog. The transcript is spliced from 20 exons. Bases 167 to 2686 code for a protein of 839 amino acids. Lineage: Eukaryota; Metazoa; Chordata; Actinopteri; Cypriniformes; Cyprinidae. Gene Ontology annotation, molecular function: double-stranded RNA binding; single-stranded RNA binding. The record is from RefSeq and is a predicted model, not a curated record. Gene Ontology annotation, cellular component: precatalytic spliceosome.
UGGUCCACUGAUAUCACGUGUCACUGUUCCUCGGCGCACGCUGAUUCUUUACAGCGGCAAAUCAGUGAAAAGGCACAUCUUGUCGCUGCGCUGACCAACUGGAGCAGCAUUCAUCUGCCACAUAUAGACCAACGCUGCCAAACUGAAGAACCACUUUGUAGCCAUUAUGCCGCCUCCUAUGCGUCAUCGCUCCAUGCGCAUCUUUGUGAACGACGAUCGCCAUGUGAUGGCCAAACACUCUGCCAUCUAUCCCACCCAGGAGGAGCUGGAGGGGGUGCAGAACAUGGUGGCCCACACCGAACGUGCCCUCAAGGCUGUCUCUGAUUGGUUGGACGAGCAGGAGAAAGGAAAUGCCAAAGUGAAUGCCUUGGAGUCUGAUGAAGAUGGCGAGAAAGAGACUGAACCAAAGUCAAUGGAGCAGCCCUCACGUUCUUUGCGUGGAGUCAUGCGUGUGGGGCUGGUAGCUAAAGGCAUCCUGCUGAAGGGAGAUCUUGAUCUGGAGCUUGUGCUGUUGUGCAAAGACAAACCCACCAUCACCCUGUUAAAGAAAGUUUCCGAGAACCUCGCUGUGCAGCUUAAGCUCAUCACAGAUGAAAAAUAUGACGUUAAACCUUGCGUCCGUGAUGCCACCAUUGUCAUCAAGAACUCCAAGGAGCCACCGCUGACCCUCACCCUUAACCUGACAUCACCUCUCGUGAGGGAGGAGGCUGAGAAGCAGGCCGCCGGAGAAACGCUAUCAGUCAACGAUCCCCCGGAUGUACUGGACAGGCAGAAAUGCCUGACUGCCUUGGCGUCCCUCCGCCACGCCAAGUGGUUCCAGGCCAGGGCUAAUGGACUACGCUCCUGUGUGAUUGUCAUCCGUAUCCUGAGGGACCUCUGUGCGCGUGUUCCUACCUGGGCCCCUCUGCGAGGAUGGCCCUUAGAGCUGCUGUGCGAGAAGGCGAUUGGCACUGGGAAUCGGCCAAUGGGAGCAGGAGAAGCUCUCCGUAGAGUUCUCGAGUGUCUCGCAUCUGGAAUCCUAAUGGCUGAUGGUUCAGGCAUUUGUGACCCUUGCGAAAAGGAGCCAACGGAUGCCAUCAGUCACAUGGAUCGCCAGCAGCGGGAGGACAUCACCCAGAGUGCUCAGCAUGCCUUAAGGCUUUCAGCUUUUGGACAGCUGCACAAAGUACUCGGCAUGGACCCGCUUCCUUCAAAAGUGCCCCGAAAACCAAGGAGUGAGACACCUAUUGACUACACAGGUAAAAUUCAAAUCCCACCCAGCACAACCUACAUGCCGCCAAUGAAACGCCCCAUAGAGGACGAGGAGGCUACUGAUGAGAAGAAUCCAAACAAGAAGAAGAAGAAAUUGCAAAAGAAAUCUCCAGAAGAGAAGGCAGAGCCGCCACAGGCCAUGAAUGCCCUGAUGCGUCUGAACCAGCUGAAGCCGGGUCUGCAGUACAAACUCAUUUCUCAGACUGGGCCCGUUCAUGUGCCGGUGUUUACUAUGGCCGUAGAGGUGGACGGAAAGAACUUUGAAGCUUCUGGUCCCUCCAAACGCACUGCCAAACUACACGUAGCUGUCAAAGUCUUGCAGGAUAUGGGUCUGCCAACCGGAUUGGAGCAAAAGGUAGCUGAAAUGGUGAAACAGGAGGAGCCGAUGACCACACAGGAGACUUUGCCCACUGUGACCCAAAUGGAGCCAGAACCAGCACCAACCACAGACAGCCCCACUGACGAGAGCGCUCGGCAGCAGGGGCCCAUCCUAACCAAACAUGGAAAAAACCCGGUCAUGGAGCUGAAUGAAAAACGCAGAGGACUAAAAUACGAGCUCACCUCUGAGACUGGUGGAAGCCACGACAAACGCUUCGUCAUGGAGGUGGAGAUCGACGGACAGAAGUUUCAGGGAACCGGAUCCAAUAAAAAGGUGGCGAAGGCCUACGCAGCACUUGCAGCCCUGGAGAAGCUCUUCCCAGAAGGCUCCAACUCGGAGGCAAAUAAGAAGAAUAAAAUGCCUCCAAUGCACCCCGCUGGAUUUGGGAUGAUGAGUGGGCCGCCUGCUGACAUGGCGGUCAAUCCCAGGGGCAGAGGAAGAGGACGUGGCAGGGGCAGAGGCCGGGGAUUUAACAAUGGAGGAGGAUUCAAUCAAGGUGGAUAUGGAACGUAUGGAUAUGGCGGCAAUAACAACUUUGGCUACAAUUUCUAUAAUAACGGAGGGUCUAAUGAUGGACCGGUGGCCUCAGGUCCUGGAUCAUCAGGUCCAGACACAAACCUGUCUUCUGGAGGUGCUGCAGGGGCGGGUGGUUUCGGCUCGUAUUACCAGAGUGAUGGCAGCUACUCGUCCCCCACUGGAACCCCAAAACCGGCCGGUAAUAAGCCGCCCAUGCACCAAAACACCAAGCCUCAAGGAUCCGGAGUGGGCCAAGGGGGUUCCUUCGGUCAGUACGGCCAGGGCUUCGGACAUAAGAAGAACUUCGGCCAGGCUCAAGGUGGUGGUGGAGGAGGAGGUGGAAACUUCAACUACAGCACUGCUUAUCCCUCACAAGUGACCGGAGGACAGGACUACAGCUAUGAAGGUUACAGCAACCAGUCAAACUACAGCUCACAGGGCGGAGCCAACCAGAAUUUCAGCGGUAGCUCCGCCUCCUACAACAGUGGACCAGCAGGGUACGGCCGGGGUGAUCCCAGUAUGAACUACCAGUAUCGAUAAACCUGCCUCCCUGUGUGCAGUCCUGCCUCAUCAUUUCCAAACAAGGAGCAUCAUCCGUUCUGAUUCUGUCGUUCUCAAUUUUUGGUUUCUAUCACCAACACCUGAGCUAAAGAAAAUAAUAGCAGUCUCUAAACUUUGUGCAAAAUAGUGUAUUUUCAUGUUUCUUUUGAAGUUUGUGCGUUUUUUUUUUUUUUUUUUAGUUACUUAAAUUCUGUGAACUCCUCCAAACUACUGCCCUCAAACGGGAGAAGUAAUAUAAACCCAAAGCGAUGCAUGUGAGGACCUGAUAAUUUGUUAAUAUGCAGUGACAGGAUGCUCUGUCCUUGAGUGAUUUUAACCAUUCACACAUGCGUAAAUAUAAGAUGAAUCAGUCUCAAGCUGUAAAUCAUUAGUUUUAUGAUUUUUUUUAAAUUUUUUUUUUCUCUAUUUGACCAGCAACAUUUCAUGAUUUUGUCUGUAAUGGUAGGCUUUUCUUUUAAAUUAUGAAAGCACAUGUGACAUUGUUUUAUAUGGUUAUGUGAUAGUGAAAGUUGUGAUGUGUCAGGUCGUUUGUAGCAUUUGGCUGUUUUGGGUGGGGGACCUUUAUUUUUCCGGACAAUGUUUAAAGAAUGUGUGGUGUUUGUAAUAAAGGAUUUUAUUUUGGAGGA